AUGCCGCUUAUUGUCGUCCCGGGCGACCCCCUCGAUCGGUCGGUGGUGCUGCGCCCCCUGGAGCCGGCGCCUGUGGCGGCGCUGGCGCGCGAGUUCUGCGUCAAGACGCGCCGCCGCAAGGGCAUGAGCGAGGACGUGAGCGUGGCCAAGUUCUUCGACGACCCCAUGCUGCUCGAGCUGGCGCGGCAGGACGCGGAGCUGCAGGGCCUGGGCGUCAUGUGA
Monoraphidium neglectum is the source of this 222-nucleotide messenger RNA. RefSeq names its product U5 small nuclear ribonucleoprotein component. The transcript has 3 exons. The coding region runs from base 1 to 222 and encodes 73 amino acids. NCBI's taxonomy places the organism in Eukaryota, Viridiplantae, Chlorophyta, Chlorophyceae, Sphaeropleales, Selenastraceae. The record is from RefSeq and is a predicted model, not a curated record.